AUGGAACAAAGCCAGAAGCCCGAGUGUCCAUUUUGUGCGGCCCGGUUUAAUCACCGGUCGUCACUUUAUCGACAUAUGAAGAAGGACUGCAAUAGCCAAUCUCUUCGCCAAAAGGCCUGCACUGAAUGUGUCGCAAAAAAGACGAGAUGCAAUCUUAAGCGCCCAAUUUGUUCACGGUGCUCCCUACGUAGUGUCCCUUGUCAUUAUAAAAAUCCAGAAGAAUUCAAGUCGUCAGAAACCGACUGUGUCGAUUUGAAUCAACCCGAAGCUGCCGUGUCAGAAGAUGUCGCCUUAACAUUUCAGCCACAAUCACUGCAAUCGAUCUUCAGUCCUGAUCUCUUCGAUUCAUUCUUCACAGGCCUGGAAUCUUUGGCCAUAACACAGACAUCAGGCCCUGCUGCACCGCCCCAGCGCGAAGAAAACUCCGAAGACUUUGUCUCGAACGAGGUGGAAUGGGACUCCCCGGAGCUCGUCCGAGCCAUCACACCUCCAUUGCAUCAUUUUGAAUCUCCGAGCCAGACAGAUGCAGUCGCUUUAUCAAACCACAGCAUGGAACUCAUCUUUCGUGUCUUAAGAUCUUGGCCAAGGAUGCUGGCUGAAGAGUUCCAGCUUCCUCCCUUGUUUCAUUCUACUCAUAUCGCACAGAGGAAUACAUUACCAUUACCGCUAGCUAACUGCAUAACCCUCACCAAAAUGUGGCAUGGGCGUUGCGGAGGUGCAGACGAGAUCGUACGGAAAACAAUUAUAAAAGAAUUGGACAGCAUUGCAACCCAGUUUGAGAUUAUCGACGAUACAAACCUACUAGCGGUUCUACAAGCAGUGGUGAUAUAUGCCAUCAUUUUACUUUCCCCGUCAACGGAGUCGCAGCGUCCAUCAGCCGACCAUAACGCCAUUUUCCAUAAAGUAGAGCUACUUGUCUGUCAUGUCGUGCACAGUGGCCUCUUCCUUCAAGAAGAGAGAACACAGGCAAUACCUUCCUGGGAAGCAUGGCUGCAUGUCACGUCAAAACGUCGCGCGGUCCUCAGUUUGUAUCUUCUACACUGGGCGUACUCGGUCUUGCACCGAGUACCUUGUUUUGACUGCGGCGAUCUAGGAUUUAUGCCUGCGCCAGCUGCGAAAGUGCUUUGGGAGGCACAGACGGAACAGGAGUGGAAGACUCGAUAUAUUCAUUGGCUGUCUCGUUGGAGCGGCCGAGGCUACAUACAAGCUGAGUUCGGGAACAUUCGACCCGGGGUCAUUAUGGAUGCGAGGGCGGAAAAAUGGUUGGAGGAAGCUGAUGAGUUUGGAUUUAUCAUGAUUUCUAUUCUCAACGCCACGGAUUUCAAUCCACCGUCUCUCAAAGAGUUGGCUCGUUGA
Penicillium odoratum is the source of this 1356-nucleotide messenger RNA. Its product is annotated as Zn(II)2Cys6 transcription factor domain-containing protein. The record is from RefSeq and is a predicted model, not a curated record. The coding region runs from base 1 to 1356 and encodes 451 amino acids. Lineage: Eukaryota; Fungi; Ascomycota; Eurotiomycetes; Eurotiales; Aspergillaceae. Gene Ontology annotation, molecular function: DNA-binding transcription factor activity, RNA polymerase II-specific; zinc ion binding. Gene Ontology annotation, biological process: regulation of DNA-templated transcription. The transcript has 4 exons.